Messenger RNA from Meloidogyne enterolobii, 1280 nucleotides. NCBI's taxonomy places the organism in Eukaryota, Metazoa, Nematoda, Chromadorea, Rhabditida, Meloidogynidae. The record is from the annotation of a GenBank genome assembly.
UUAUGUAUUUUAUCGCCCAUUUAUUUUUAUUUUUUUCUAUAUUUUUCACUUCAAUUUUAACAAAUUCCCCUUCUAAACUACCAGAAUGUCCAUUUAUUGACCCCUCUAAAGAUUUAAAUAAAUGGGCUAAUUUACCUGUAUUUCCACAAAAAUGUAAUGUUACUAAAGAAAUACCUGAAGAAGGAACUGAAGAACGGGAACUUUAUGAUAAGGGAAUACACAGGCAUUACUUUAAUGCUUGGGCUAGCGACAAAAUUGGACCAGAAAGAGAAAUAGAAAUACAGGCACACGAAAAGUGUUCAGAAAUUGAUUAUUCUCAUGUUAAUUUAAAAACAAGCAUUGUAAUUGUUUAUCACAACGAAGCUUUUUCUGUUCUUGUUCGAAUGAUUAAUGGAAUAUUUCGUUAUACCCCUUCAAAACUUUUAAAAGAAAUUAUUUUAUAUGAUGAUGCCUCAGAAUCCCAUUCUUCUAUCGAAACACAAUUAAAAGAAUAUUCUAAAUUAAAAGGAGGGAAUUGGGGAAAUUUAAUUAAAUUUUUUAAAACUGAAGAAAGACAGGGAUUGAUUAGAGCUAAAGUUUUUGCUUCUAGAGAGGCUUCUGGUGAUGUUAUUGUAUUUUUGGAUAGCCAUUGUGAAGUAACCCCCCGUUGGUUGGAACCUUUACUAUCAACUAUUCAGGAAAAUAAGAAAAGAAUUGUUUUGCCAGUAGUUGAUUUAAUUAAUGCAAAUUUGUUUGGUUAUGAAAAGGCAAUGGUGGCUAAAGGAACAUUUGAUUGGGGAUUGCAUUAUAGAUGGGAUUAUUUUGAUUGGUCUUACUUUAAUAAUGAAGAAAAUAAUAUAAAACCAUAUAAAACGCCUACAAUGAGUGGAGGUUUAUUGGCAAUUUCUACAGAAUAUUUUCGGGAAAUUGGUGAAUAUGAUGUUGGAAUGGAGAUUUGGGGAGGAGAAAAUAUUGAACUUUCGCUUAGGGUUUGGCUAUGUGGAGGAGAAGUUUUAGUAGCUCCUUGUAGCCGUGUGGGACAUGUUUUCCGUACACGACGACCUUAUAAAGGGAAACGUGGACUAGACACAUCUCUCUAUAAUGCUUUGAGAACUGCUAAAGUUUGGCUUGGUGAAUAUUAUGAGAAACAAUUCCUUCCUGCCCGUCCAUCUGCCAAAAGAAUUGACCCUGGAGAUUUAACAGAAAGAUUUAAACUCAAAGAAAAACUUCAAUGUAAACCAUUUGAUUGGUUUAUUGAAAAUAUUGAACCAAAUUUAAUGCGUAGACACGAUGAACUUUGA